GCAGCCCGCCGUUUCCCCAUUCCUUCCACGUCCCGAGGCUGAGGCACCAGCUGAGUGCAAACCGGGGAAAGGAAGAGGAGCUCCGCGCCCGGUCAGGGAGGGACCCGCGUUCCCGUGACAGGUCUACCGCUCGCCUCCCCGGGGACCAGGCUCGACCUUAGAGCCACAAGGAGUCCUGUAGGACAAGAUCAUUCAUGCAGAACUGGCUCAGUGGAUAAGAGCAUCUACCUCUCUUAUUGAGGAACCAAGUUCGGGUGCUUGUGGCUCAACUUCAGCUCCAGAGACCCGGUCUGUAUAGCUCUGGUUGGCCUGGAACUUACUCUGUAGAUCAUGCUGACCUUGAACUCACUGAGAUCUGCUUUCCAGUGCUGGGAUUAAAGGUGUGGGCCACUACCCAGCUGACAGUACUGGAAGCAAUACUUGUUCCACUUGGGCAUCUUCUCUGGAUCAAGCUAUGGUGAAAGAUGUUUCGCAAAGGCAAGAAGAGACACAGCAGCAGCAGUUCCCAGAGCAGUGAAAUCAGUACAAAGAGCAAGUCUGUGGAUUCCAGCCUUGGAGGACUUUCGAGAUCCAGCACUGUCGCCAGCCUUGACACAGACUCCACUAAAAGCUCAGGACAAAGUAACAGCAAUUUAGACACAUGUGCUGAGUUCCGAAUAAAGUACGUGGGUGCCAUUGAGAGACUGGCCGUGUCUGAGGGGAAGAGCCUUGAAGGGCCACUAGACCUGAUCAAUUACAUAGACGUCGCCCAGCAAGAUGGAAAGUUGCCUUUUGUUCCCAUGGAAGAGGAGUUUAUUCUGGGCGUUUCUAAGUACGGCAUAAAAGUCUCAACCACGGAUCAGCAUGGUGUCCUGCAUAGGCAUGCCCUGUAUUUAAUCAUCCGGAUGGUGUGUUACGAUGAUGGCCUGGGAGCUGGGAAGAGCUUGCUGGCACUCAAGACCACAGAUGCAAGCCAUGAAGAAUACAGCCUGUGGGUUUACCAGUGUAACAGCCUGGAGCAAGCCCAGGCAAUCUGCAAGGUCUUAUCCACAGCGUUUGACUCCGUGCUGACCUCUGACAAGUCCUGAACUCUACAGCCAAGUGGAAACUGACCCACCCAAAGCUUACCUGUUCCUACAUCUGUCUGCAGCCAUGGACUGUUAGAGGGUAUAAUGCUCUGAUCUGGUUUUCUAAAAGUGUAAUGUAUAAAAUAUUGGCCUUACACUAAAAGGUGUUGUUAACAUUAGGUCAACUUCCAAUAAAUGACCUGCUUUCUGAACAAAAGAGAAA
Molecule: messenger RNA, 1269 nt
Organism: Grammomys surdaster
Lineage: Eukaryota; Metazoa; Chordata; Mammalia; Rodentia; Muridae
Gene: Itgb1bp1
Product: integrin subunit beta 1 binding protein 1
Exons: 8
Coding region: 465-1067 (200 amino acids)
Biological process (GO): negative regulation of focal adhesion assembly; negative regulation of substrate adhesion-dependent cell spreading
Cellular component (GO): lamellipodium; cell periphery; cytoskeleton
Molecular function (GO): integrin binding
Source: RefSeq, a predicted model, not a curated record